Molecule: messenger RNA, 4212 nt
Organism: Melanaphis sacchari
Lineage: Eukaryota; Metazoa; Arthropoda; Insecta; Hemiptera; Aphididae
Product: band 4.1-like protein 4
Exons: 22
Coding region: 201-3236 (1011 amino acids)
Cellular component (GO): cytoskeleton
Source: RefSeq, a predicted model, not a curated record
GUGUGUAUAUAUGUGCUUGUGUGAGUAGUGCGUGUUUAAAAUAUUUACGUGAUUAGUAAUAAUUAUUAUACUUGACGAAUAGAAAAAUUACGAAAUAUCCGAUGUACAGCAAAACAUUCGUGUCUUCGUUGCUUAAGCGGUGGAUCCAGUCGUUUUGAUCGAGAUCUAUUUGACAAGAGUUAAUAAGAAAAAAACCCAACAUGGGCUGUUUUUGUACUAGCGCCCGAACACACCACUGCAAAAUUGUAUUCCUCGACGAUCAAGAACUUGUGCACGAAGUUCAGGGUUCGAGUUUGGGUCAAGAAGUUUUUGAUGUAGUCGUGAGACAUUUAAGCCUUCUCGAAACAGCUUACUUUGGUCUUCGUUAUUUGGAUUCACAAAAUCAAACUCACUGGUUGGAUCUGUCCAAGAAAAUGAAUAAACAAAUGAAGGGUAAUGAAAAUUUCACGUUUUACUUUGGUGUGAAAUUUUAUGCCGCCGAUCCAUGUAAACUGGUCGAAGAAAUCACCAGGUAUCAGUUUUUCUUGCAGCUCAAACAGGACAUAUUGCAAGGACGUGUACCCGUCACCCAAGAGCUGAUGGCCGAGCUAGGAGCGUAUGUCGUGCAAUCUGAACUUGGAGAUUUCGAUCCUAGGCGACAUACCCCCGGGUACGUUUCUGAAUUUCGUUUCGUGUCCAAUCAGAACGCAGAGCUCGAGAACCGAAUCGGAGAAAUACACAAAGAACUCACGGGUCAAGUACCUGCAGUCGCCGAGCUGAAUUUCUUGGAUAAAGUCAAGUGGCUGGACAUGUACGGCGUCGAUCUUCACCCAGUACUGGGUGAAGAUAACGUCGAAUAUUAUUUGGGUUUGACACCGACCGGAGUGAUCGUACUCCGAAACAAAAAUAUCGUCGCAAACUAUUACUGGCCCAGGAUCACCAAGAUUUUCAGCAAAGGAAAAUAUUUCAUGCUUAGAGUGUGUGACAAAAAUAACGACGAGAAUACUUACGGGUUUGAAACGCCCUCGAGACCGGCGUGUAAACAUCUGUACAAGUGCAGCAUGGAACAUCAUUCAUUCUUCAGACUAGUACAAGUGUCGCCCAACCCUCCGGACGUCAUAAGCACUCGAUUUAGCAGUGGUCGGGCUGACAAGUCAUCAGUGAGGAGUUCGCAGAUGAGCAACAGAACGCCGCCUUCGUUUACAAGGACACCUAGUCGCCGCUAUCAGAGGAGAAUCGUCGAAGGAUCCAACGAUAAUCAACAUUUUGGAGAUGAGUACAAGACCAGAGAAGAACUGAUGAUGUCUUCGUCGUUGAAACCGCAAGAUAAGCUGAAAAACUGUUCCAAUCCCCAAUUGCCCGUCCACACAAUGUACAUACCAAACCGGAGCGAUUCUCCGAGAAGCACUAGAAGCGCACCGUGGGGUGUUUGGUCGAGCGCCCCGACGCGGGGCUUGUAUUCGAGUAGCUCGCCAAGAAGUGUUCGAUCCGGUCCUCAUCAAAUCAUGCGUCACGCCCGCCGGUCAUCCAGUGUGGACAGCCAGAGUUCUAAUGACUCAAGAUCGUGUCGCAAGCAUAGACACCGCAACAAUAGACGGUCAUCGGAUAACGAGAGUGAACAGUCGGGCCGAUCGGGCAAGUCGCACCGGAAGCACAGACACCGGAGCCGGAAGUCGUCGACGGGUGACGACCAUGAGCACAGGAGGCACAGGUAUCAGCUGGUGGAGUCAGAGGGACAGUGGCGGGAAGUGCAGCGAAGGCAGGCUGAGGGAAGGUCGGCAAUACAAAAGGCGUCAGUGGUUCGGCCUCGGUCGGGCUAUGCGAAUAGUGGGCUUGAGUCCGAGAGCGAGAUUUCUCACCAUUCGUCGUCGUACCGGAGACGGAAACACCGGAAACAUAGAUCGCGAUCCCGAUCGCCGUCAGAGAGUAACAGCAAGACGCGUCUGCCAGAGGAGCUCAAAAAACAUUUAGAAUUCGAACUGGUCGAAACGGACGGUAUGACAGAAGAACAGUUGCGAGAAAUACCGUACACGGCGGUGAAGACAUCUCUGAAGACCAAUAACUCGUCGCCACCCCUGUCGUCCAAACGAAAAACUUAUUCGUCUCGGAGAGCCAAAAGUUGUUCAUUAAAAGACUCGUCAGUGCCAGAAGCCGGCGACAGUCCUCCGCCGCCGUAUAGCGAAGGCCCAGCGGAUAAAUGUUCGGUCGCUGUCGCCGUCUCCAUGCCCAAUUCGAAAAGUGCAAAUCAGUUACCAAGGACACAACAAUCCAACCAAAGCGGACUGACGACGACGAGGACAAGUGCUGACCCCAAUUACAGGGCUACGUGCUCUGCACUAUACGCCAAUCCAUCGGCAUUGCAUGUGGGCUCGGCAAACAGCUAUCGUCAUUCUAGUCAAGACCAACGGAACCUCAUGAACCAUUCCCGGUGGUUACACGAUCUCGAGCAGAAAGACAAUGCGCAUAAUAGGAGAACAGAAAACCUGAUGCGAGACUUCCCUUACAAUUCAUCCAGGUCGUCGACAAAUAGCAACGGCACCGAACGACCCUCUUUGAACGUGACCAAGUCAACGCCACCGCCGUGGUCUAGUCAAGAAAUUCGCGGCACCCUCGGUGGCGGUAGUGUUCCUUGGCAGUGCGUCCCGGACAACAUAUACCCAGUUAGCAGUUACGGGCCACCCAAAAACAUUAACCAGGCGGCGUAUCAGAACCGGAGCAACAACAACCCGGAAACGUGUACGACGUCGGCGGUAGUCGAUACUAACCGGAACAACUCGAUCGGGAUGACGAUGACAACUGACGACACUAAGACCACAGCCUCUUCCGCAUCGACCACGGUCGGGCAGUCGAUCAAGUCCAGCAAAUCUUUCGAGAGCGGCGUACUAGGGCAACAUGCCAAUACUCCUAAUGGCGUUAUUCCGUGGCCGGGCGACAGAGGCAAACCCAGACCGUCGCAACAGUGGGAUCACCAUAACGGUUCGUCGUCGUCACCGCAUCACAACCUCCACCAUCAACAGCAUCACCAACAACAGCAACACAACGGAUCGUCCCCGUACAGUGGCGGUGGCGGAGGUAGUGGUGAAAACCUAUACCUGGGAAACAGAUCCUCGGGGAUUCGCACUUCUUCCAGGGGCGGUCCGACGUACUUUUCACCACAACACAACCACGUGGACAGACUAUCGAACUCCGAGCUGAGAUCGUCGGCCAGUCUCGAAGAGAUCCUUUCUCCGAUCCUGCAAAGCAAACUAACCACGUAAUCUCGCGAGGACGCAAACUACAAAUGUUUCGAUACGAUAUUAUUAUCAUCGUUAUGAAUUCCGAUUGAAACACAACAAGCAAGCCCCGGAAAAUCAAUUAUGGUCGCCAAUUGGGAGACGACACGCCACGCUGGCUUCUUUUUACUUGUAUAUAUUUAUCAUUUUAUCAUAAUUUUUUUCAUUUAUAUGACGCAAGCGCGCACUCACGCACGCACACAUAAGCCAUAUUAUAUUGCAUUUAUAUAUUAUACGAUCGUGUACAGUGUAAAAAGAAACGAUUUAUCUCAUCACUACGUACAUACCUAUCGUAUACGUAUAUAAUAUAUUUAUAUAUAUAAUCUACACAUAUUAUAGGGAAACUUUUUGGAGAAUAUAAUAUAUCCAUGUACACGAGCGCGAGUUUUCUUCUUCUCCGUUAUUAUUAUUAUUUAUUCUUUUCACUUUUGAGAGAAACCGUCAAAGGGCGUCGAUAAGUCUGAGUUUUUAUUAAAUAUAUAUAUAUAUAUUUAUUUUUUUUUAUGGUCCCUAUUUUCUUAUCCUUCUCUUAUUCUUUUUUCGAUAUUCUCGCCGUUUUCUCUCGUUUCCCGACGGUAUAUAAUAUAUUAUUAUUAUUAUAAUCGUGUCUCAGUUGCGCUCGUCGGGUUUAUAUAAAUAUAGUACUAUACCAAAGCUCAAUAUUAUGAUCAACACAUGUGUUCCGCGCAUAUUAUUAUGUAUACAUUAUUACAUUUAUUAUUAUUAAUUAUUUCUAUUUAUUAUUAGUUGCGUACGACGCUUGUCUUGUAAGUACGUGUAAUUUAAUUUAACGAAAAUGCGUUCAUUUUUUACUUGACUACUAUUAUACUAUUGUAUUAUUUGUAUUAUAUAUUACUAUUAUAUUGACAAAAAGUGUGUUUUGACGCGUGAGGCUGUACCUCUAUUCAUUUUUGUUUGUUUAUAUUUCAUUUACAAAAAUAAAACGAUUACAAUAACUUAU